AUGCUCCCGUCGCCGGGGCUGCUGCUGCUGCUGCUGCUGCAGCUGCUGGGGGCGUGGGGGUCGGGGUCUCCGUGCCCCCCGGGCCCCCGGCAGCCCUUCGACGCGCUCUACGCGGCCGGCGUGGAGGCGCACGGGCGCGGGGACUUCGCCGCCGCCGUGCGCUGCCUGGAGCGCGCCCUGGACGCCCACCGCCGCCUGCGGGAGGCGCGCCUGGAGUGCGGGCGGCGCUGCCGGCGGGAGGCCCCCCUCCGCCCGCCCGGGGACCCCCCCCUCGCCGCCGCCGCCGCCGCCGUCCUCCGCCGCGCGCGCUGCCUGCGCGCCUGCCCGCCCCGCGCCCGCCUCGGCCCCCACUCCCUGCACGCCGCCAGCCCCGAGGUGCGCGCCGACUUCCAGCGCCGCCAGCCCUACAGCUACCUGCAGAGGGGCUACAUCCAGUUAAACCAGCUGGAUAAGGCAGCAGAUGCCGCCCACACCUUCUUUCUGGCAAACCCGGAGCACAUGGAGGUACAACAGGACCUUGAAAAUUACAAGACCAUGGCAGGAAAAGUUGAUCUGGUUGACCGAGAAGCCCAGCCACACAUGGAGGAUUAUCUUGCUGGAGUGAGGCAUUACGACCUAGAGGAAUACCACCUGGCAAUCCGUUUCCUGGAGCGGGCUCUGGAUGGGUACAGCACCGCUGACCUGGACUGCCGGAUCUUGUGUGAAGGCCCUCAGCGAUUCGAAGAGUAUGAAUACCUGGACUAUAAAGUCACCCUCUAUGAAGCGAUUGCAGAUCACUACAUGCAAGUCCUUUUGUGUCAACACGAGUGUGUGCGGGAACUGGCGACGCGGCCUGGGCGUCUCUCCCCCAUCGACAACUACCUCCCCCUCCACUACGAUUUCUUGCAGUUUGCCUAUUACAGAGUUGGCAAUUACGUUCAAGCUCUGGAGUGUGCCAGGUCGUACCUACUCUUCCACCCGGACGACGAAGAUGUCUUAGACAACGUCAGCUACUACGAAAGCCUCUUGGAAGGGUCUGUGGAUCUCACGAGCAUUGAGCCUAGAGAGUAUGCCAUGAUGUUCCUGAGGCGACAUAAGCUGGAAGCGUACCUGUUACAGACGGCAGCAGUGGGCCUGGGAUUCUCAUACACUGAGCCGAGCUAUUGGAGCAUCUCUGGGGCUCGGCAGGAUGAACACAGGAUUCCUUCCGGUGUCCACAGCAAUCAAUUGGAUGACGCGGGGCGGCCCCUAGGAAAGAAGACCGUGCCCAAAGGGGACCGUGAGCUGAGGGAAGGGGGUCCCCUCCUCUACAGUGAUGUGAAAUUUGUCUAUAACUCAGAGCAGCUGAACGGGACCCAGCGGGUGCUGCUGGACAACGUGAUCUCGGAGAAGGAAUGCCGGGAGCUGCACCAAAUUGCCAACGGCAUUAUACUGGCUGGCGACGGGUACAGAGGGAAAACUUCGCCCCACACCCCCAACGAGCGCUUCGAAGGGGCCACCGUUCUCAAAGCCCUCAAGUUUGGAUAUGAGGGGCGCAUUCCUCUGAAGAGUGCCCGCCUCUUCUACGACGUCAGCGAGAAAGCCCGCAAGAUCGUGGAGUCCUACUUCAUGCUUAAUUCCACCCUGUAUUUCUCCUACACUCACCUGGUGUGUCGAACUGCCCUGCCAGGCCAACAGGGCAAGAGGAAUGAUCUCAGCCACCCCAUCCAUGCCGACAACUGCCUUCUGGACCCCGAAGCCAAUGAGUGCUGGAAAGAGCCCCCUGCGUACACCUUCCGUGACUACAGUGCUCUCCUAUACAUGAACAGCGAUUUUGAAGGGGGCGAAUUCAUCUUCACCGAAAUGGACGCCAAGACUGUGACGGCCUUCAUCAAGCCGAAGUGUGGACGGAUGAUCAGCUUUUCGUCGGGCGGGGAGAACCCGCAUGGCGUGAAGGCGGUCACCAAGGGUCAGCGGUGCGCGGUCGCUCUGUGGUUCACCCUAAACCCACUUUACCGGGAAUUGGAGCGGAUCCAAGCCGACGAAGUCAUGGCGGCGUUAAACCAGGAGCAUCUCGGACCCACCGAACUCGGCAUCAACCCCAAGGAUGAGCUAUGAGCCAGGCC
Molecule: messenger RNA, 2084 nt
Organism: Euleptes europaea (tarantolino)
Lineage: Eukaryota; Metazoa; Chordata; Lepidosauria; Squamata; Sphaerodactylidae
Gene: P3H2
Product: prolyl 3-hydroxylase 2
Exons: 15
Coding region: 1-2076 (691 amino acids)
Biological process (GO): collagen metabolic process
Cellular component (GO): endoplasmic reticulum
Molecular function (GO): procollagen-proline 3-dioxygenase activity; protein binding; L-ascorbic acid binding
Source: RefSeq, a predicted model, not a curated record